Messenger RNA from Salvelinus fontinalis (brook trout), 1552 nucleotides. Its product is annotated as b(0,+)-type amino acid transporter 1-like. The transcript has 12 exons. Gene Ontology annotation, biological process: amino acid transmembrane transport. The record is from RefSeq and is a predicted model, not a curated record. Bases 1 to 1503 code for a protein of 500 amino acids. Gene Ontology annotation, cellular component: membrane. Lineage: Eukaryota; Metazoa; Chordata; Actinopteri; Salmoniformes; Salmonidae. Gene Ontology annotation, molecular function: L-amino acid transmembrane transporter activity.
AUGGACGAGGACAGUAUGAGGAAGAGAAAGGACAUGUUUAAUGGAGGCCCCGACCCAACCUCCAAUGUGAAGGCUACCGUGCUACAGAAGGAGGAAGUUGUCAUAACCACUUCCUGUCUCUCUCUGCAGGUGGGCCUUUUGAGUGGGAUCUGUCUGAUCGUAGGAACCAUGAUCGGCUCUGGCAUCUUCAUCUCCCCGAAGGCAGUGCUGCUGGAAACGGGAGCCGUAGGACCGUGUCUGUGUGUCUGGGCCGCCUGCGGGGUGCUGGCUACACUGGGGGCGCUGUGCUACGCGGAGCUGGGCACCAUGAUCACGAAGUCUGGAGGGGAAUACGUGUACCUGAUGGAGGCCUAUGGGUCAGUGAUGGCCUACCUCUACUCAUGGAGCACAAUCAUGGUUCUUCAGCCAUCCGCCUUCGCCAUCAUCGCCCUAAGCUUCGCAGAGUACACCUCCACGCCGUUCUACGCAGGAUGCACUCCUCCCAUUGUGGUCACCAAGUGUCUGGCUGUAGUGUGCAUAUUUCUGAUAGUGUCGGUGAACUGUCUCAGUGUGAAGCUAGCCAGCUAUGUCCAGAACUUCUUCACUGCAGCCAAGCUUCUCAUCAUCCUGGUCAUCAUAGUGGCGGGCAUCGUCCUCUUGGCACAAGGAAACACUGAGAAUCUGUCCAACCCAUUUGAAGGAGCCUCAACCUCCUUUGGAUCCAUUGGACUGGCGUUUUACAACGGGCUCUGGGCCUACGAUGGGUGGAAUCAGCUGAACUUUAUAACAGAGGAGCUGAAAAACCCAAACAGAAACCUUCCCCUGGCCAUUAUCAUUGGUAUUCCCUUGGUGUCUGUGUGCUAUGUGCUGGUCAACAUUGCAUACUUCAGUGCCAUGACCGCUACGGAACUACUGCAGUCUCCCGCUGUCGCUGUGACUUUUGGUGACAGAGUGCUGUACCCCCUGUCGUGGGUAGUCCCUCUGUUUGUCAUCUUCUCCACCUUCGGGGCGGCCAAUGGGAGCUGCUUCACUGCCGGCAGGCUGACCUAUGUGGCAGGAAGAGAGGGUCACAUGGUAAAGAUCUUGUCCUAUAUCAGUCUGAAGCGUCUCACUCCUUCCCCCGCCCUCAUCUUCAAUGGUAUUCUGGCCGUAUUCUACAUUAUCCCAGCAGACAUCAACACCCUGAUCAACUUCUUCAGUUUCGCCCUGUGGGGUUUCUACGGCCUCACAGCUCUCGCUCUCAUCGUCAUGCGCUUCACCAGGAAGGAUCUCGAGAGACCCGUCAAGUGUCCCAUGCCCAUAGCAGUGCUGGUGGUGAUAGUGUCCUGCUACCUGGUCCUAGCACCUAUCAUAGACAAGCCAGAGCUGGAGUAUCUCUACUGUACCAUCUUCAUCCUCAGCGGUCUGCUGCUCUACUUCCCCUUCGUACACCGCAAGUUCAGCUGGACACGCAGGGUCAUGAGGCCAAUCACCAUGUACCUCCAGCUGCUGAUGGAGGUCGUUCCUCCUGAGAACAACGAAUAGAGGAAGAUAAUAAACAGCCUGAACUGACUAAUGUGGACAAAUGUCUUUU